Galleria mellonella (greater wax moth) is the source of this 1383-nucleotide messenger RNA. RefSeq lists its product as uncharacterized. The coding region runs from base 19 to 351 and encodes 110 amino acids. Gene Ontology annotation, molecular function: DNA binding. The transcript is spliced from 2 exons. NCBI's taxonomy places the organism in Eukaryota, Metazoa, Arthropoda, Insecta, Lepidoptera, Pyralidae. The record is from RefSeq and is a predicted model, not a curated record.
GUAAGAGUGAAAGGCCACAUGUACGCUGUCACGAUGCCUCGAAACUAUAUACGAAAGACUGAAUCGAAAUACAAAAUUGAAGAUCUUCGCCAUGCAGUUGAAGAUGUUAGAAGUAAGAAGCUCACAUUAGGCCAAGCUGCUACCAAAUAUUCAAUACCAAAAUCAACAUUAUUCAAACAAUUAAAACAAAACAAAGUCAAGACACUAAAAAAAGGUCGAUCUGCUGUAUUUAAUAGAGAACAAGAAGACCAGCUAGAAAAAUAUAUACUUGAUUGCUGCAAGACUUUUUAUGGAAUAACACCAACUUCAUUACGUAGAAUUGUUUUUCGAUUUGCUGAAGCUAAUUCUUAAAAAAGCUGAAACACAAUUUUAACAAAGAAACCGAAGAUAGCAUACAAUAAGGAAUGUGCAUUGUACAUGGUUAACAAUCCUGGGAAACGAAUAAUCCAAUACGAGGUUGGAGAACUUUUUACAAAGGCGUACAAUAAAACAGCUAACAUAAGCAAGGCUGUCAGUGGAUUUAGAGCCGCUGGAAUUUAUCCUAUUAAUCCUGACAAAUUUAAAGACAUCUUUGAGAAUACGACAUCUAAUCAAUCCUACAUCAGUCAGAUUCAAGAAUGCGAUGCUCAUAAAACUACAGCUGAGCAAAGUUUAAAUUUAUCCGAUAACACUGUCAGUCAAAGUAAAACUCCUUCUCCAUCCACUUCUGUGCCUCUUACCGAAAUCAUUAAUAUGCCUAUCAUACCUAAAACAAGAACCACUUCUGUGCGACAGAAUAAGAGACAUUCUCAAAUUUUAUCCAGCUCACCGAUAAAAAUUGAACUUGAGGGAAAGCAGAAAAAAACAAAAUGAGAGAAAAGCUAAAAAAGAAAAAGUUCCGAAUAAAACACUAUAAAAGAACAUUAAAACCAUAAAAAAAAAUCUAAGAGUCAAGGGUAAAGGAGGGAAAAAUUUAAAGAAGGCUUUGCAAGAAAAUAAGUUCGAAGAAGAGUUUUUUGUAUAAUGUGCAACGAAAAAUAUGAAUCUCCGCCGACAGAGGAUUGGAUUAUGUGCGUCAUCUGUAAAUUCUGGGCACAUGAAAAAUGUACUGCUGGCGAGACUCUAGGGUACGUGUGUGAUAUGCGCCAACCAAAAAAACUAUAGUUUAUUAUAAAGAUUUAAUUGUGUCGUUUCUAAUUACCCCAUACCGUUCCCAUUUACCCUUCGGGAUGAUCUCAAUUACCCCAUAGGGUAUCGGGUAAAAAGAAACGACAACGUUUUUUGUUUUCGUUAAAAUUUCUAAUGAAACGUUGAUUCUUGAGAGUUUUUCUGUAACUGAUAAGUAGAUAGAUAAGUAAAGUUUAUAUUGUAAUAAAAGUUGCUAUAUCUAAGACUUUUUUCUAU